Molecule: messenger RNA, 1200 nt
Organism: Aspergillus uvarum CBS 121591
Lineage: Eukaryota; Fungi; Ascomycota; Eurotiomycetes; Eurotiales; Aspergillaceae
Product: TauD/TfdA family dioxygenase
Exons: 4
Coding region: 1-1200 (399 amino acids)
Molecular function (GO): oxidoreductase activity
Source: RefSeq, a predicted model, not a curated record
AUGACUGCCGUCGAGACUCUCGUCCAGCCUGAUAUUCAAUAUCAUCCCGACUGGGACAAAUACCAGGCCCGAACUGCCCGACGCAAGGCUACGGAAACCCUCCCCCAGACCGUACCCGACGACUUUCCCGCGGAACUGGUCUCCAACCUCGUCUGGGAAGGCAAGGAUGUUGAGUCUCGCGAUGACUGGGUGGUGCGUUUGACGGAGACCGAGCUGGAUGAGAUCGAUGGUGCCCUGCAGAGUUUCAAGGCGCGCAAUCUUCCCUGGGGAGUGAUCGAUCAAUCCACGUUCCCCCUGCCGACGCUGCACGAUCGCCUCCGCCAGCAAUCGCGGGAACUGCACCUAGGCCGGGGAUUCUUCGUCCUGCGCGGCCUGCGCAUCGACCACUACUCACGGGAAGAUAACAUCAUCAUCUACGCCGGGGUAUCAGCACACGUCGGCAACAUCCGAGGACGGCAGGAGGACCAGCGCUUCUCCACCGGCACGUCACUCGUACUCUCGCAUAUCAAGGACAUCACGCGCACCACCCCGACCGGCACCAUCGGCGCGCCCUCCAACACAGCCGACAAGCAGGUCUUCCACACGGACGCCGGGGACAUCGUCUCCCUGCUGUGCCUCCACCCAGCGGCAUCUGGCGGCGAAAGCAAGAUCGCCAGCAGUUGGCUGGUGUAUAACAUUCUCGCGCGCGAGCGGCCGGAUCUGAUCCACACCCUUUCGCAGGACUGGGUGGUAGAUGGCUUCAACAACCCCGCAUCCCCCUACACCAAGCGACCCCUGCUCUACUUCCAACCCGCAACCGAAUCCACCCCGGACCGCGUCCUCAUCCAGUACGCCCGCCGCUACUUCACUGGGUUCCAGGCCCAGCCCCGCUCCGCGGACAUCCCGCCGAUCACCGAAGCGCAGGCCGAGGCCCUGGACGCCUUGCACUUCCUGGCCGAGCAACACAGCGCCGCGCUGGACUUCCAGAAGGGCGAUGUGCAGUACAUCAACAACCUGAGCAUUUUCCACGCUCGGAACGGGUUCCGAGAUGAGCCGGGGAAGGAACGCCAUUUGCUGCGAUUGUGGCUGCGCGAUCCGGAACACGCGUGGGAGACGCCCGAGCCGCUGCAGAAGCGAUGGGAUAUCGUCUACAAGGAUGUGCGGGUCGAGGAGCAGGUGUUUCCGCUGGAUCCGCGGUUGCGGAAGACGGUAGGCGCCUGA